Molecule: messenger RNA, 2684 nt
Organism: Siniperca chuatsi (mandarin fish)
Lineage: Eukaryota; Metazoa; Chordata; Actinopteri; Centrarchiformes; Sinipercidae
Product: twinfilin-2
Exons: 9
Coding region: 1099-2157 (352 amino acids)
Biological process (GO): actin filament depolymerization; positive regulation of neuron projection development; barbed-end actin filament capping
Cellular component (GO): cytoplasm; actin filament; myofibril
Molecular function (GO): actin filament binding; actin monomer binding
Source: RefSeq, a predicted model, not a curated record
CUGACAUUUGUUUUAUAUUUUUAUAGCACUAUAGGAAGUUAUUUUUUGAAGUACAAAUUAUUCUAGGUUAACUGAAAAUAUUCAGCUUAUGAUCUAGUUCAUAUAACAUUAUUAUUAUUUUUUUAAUCUUGCUUAAGAUGAGUUUUAGUUGUCAGUUAAAAUUAUUGUACAAUUUAAAGCAGAAGUUAAAAACCCCAAAUAUCAGUUUUAGACUUGUGGAUCUGAGAUUGGGAAAAUGCUGUCGACAUGGCCACGUGAUUUAUCAUCAAAAACAUCUUUCACAAUCUGUUGACCAUCACAGUUGUCAUGUGUGGAGUAAGUUGAGAGUUGUGUGAUCGACAAAGUUGAAUAAGUUGUGCAAAGUUUCCAAAAUAAUAUGCUUCUUUGUAAAUAAGAUGAAACUGCUGUUUUUUCUGGGGGGGGGUUUCCUCACCUCAGCUCGAAUCAUGUUUUUUCAAUUCAUACAUAGAAUAUUGGUGUUUUGAAACAAACAAUACAUGGUCAAAAUGUAAAUGAGAAGAUAAGUGUGUAAAUGGAAAAACAAUAGUGCAGUGGAUUGAAUGCUGGCCACAGAGAUCUUACAAGUACCAUCCUACCAAUAUCCAGCUUGUGACGGUACAUCUGAAUUAAAUUGUUCUUGGCUCAGAAGUUGGGAAUUAGGUUUACAAGUCAAAAUCUCUCCACUGUAGGUCCUGGUGUGUGGAGGGGGUUUCACAGGCCAGUGCCCAGGUCUGGACAGUCAGCCAGUGGGAGCUAAAUUUGGGAGCGAGGUGAUCAGGUUCCCUCACUGUGUGCACAUGAUACUGUCCUAGUUACUUGAGAGAUGUCCCUUCUCACACCGUCACACUCUCUCAACGAGUCCAGACACACUCAGCGAUCCUCUUCUUCAGUAGUCAGUACUGUACUUAGUCACAUUAUCUGAAGUAGGCUACAGGACGUUUUUACAACAGGCUCCUUUGGUUGGACUUUAGUGUCUCUUGACUGGACUGAAUAUUUUGGCCUGGUGCUGUGGAGCUCCAGUCCUGUCUAUUGCUUCUUCUCUGUCUCUCAACACCUCUGCAACAGCGCUUGGCGGGAGGAAGAGACUGCUGACCCGCCAUGUUUCUCGCACUAUUGGUGACGCCAGAGCUGAGGGAGUUCCUGGCCAGGGCGAGAGGUGGAAAAGUGCGCCUCAUCAAGGUGCGCAUCCAAGAUGAGCAGCUGGUGCUGGGAGCCUACAGAGACCCGGAAAAGAGCUGGGACCAGGAUUAUGAUCACUUCCUGCUUCCUCUCCUGGACGACCAGGAGCCCUGCUACAUCCUGUACCGCCUCGACUCCCAGAAUGCACAGGGUUACGAGUGGAUCUUCAUAUCAUGGUCUCCUGACCAGUCUCCAGUGAAACAAAAGAUGUUGUAUGCGGCCACCCGUGCCACAGUGAAGAAGGAGUUUGGCGGUGGCCAUGUGAAAUAUGAGAUGUUUGGCACAGCUGAGGAGGACAUCUGUUUGCUGGGCUACCAGCAUCAUGUGUCAUCCUGCUCUGGUCCUGCCCCGCUCACAUUAGCUGAGCAGGAGCUCCAGAGGAUCAAAAUCACAGAGGGCCGGGUUAAACAGGUGAAAACAGAGAUCAGCGUGGAGAGUAAGCACCAGACACUUCAGGGACUCGCUUUCCCACUGCAGGAGACAGCCAAAAGAGCCCUACAGCAACUUGCCCAAAAACGCAUCAACUACAUACAACUGAGGUUGGAUGUAGAGAAGGAGACAAUCGAGCUGGUCCAUUCCAACUCGACUGAAACUAGAGAUUUGCCCCGCAGAGUUCCCAAAGACACUCCCAGAUACCACUUCUUCCUUUACAAACACUCCCACGAAGGAGACUACCUGGAAUCUGUCGUGUUCAUAUACUCCAUGCCAGGAUACAGCUGCAGCAUUAAGGAGCGGAUGUUGUAUUCCAGCUGCAAGAGUCGAUUACUGGAGGAGGUGGAGAAAGAUUACCAUUUGCAAAUUGCUAAAAAGUUGGAGAUUGAUAACGGAGAUGAACUGACAGAAGAGUUUCUUUAUGACGAGGUCCAUCCCAAGCAGCACGCCCACAAACAGGCCUUCGCUAAACCCCGCGGCCCAGCAGGAAAAAGGGGACACAAGCGCCUCAUUAAGGGGACAGGAGGCACCCUACAGGACAGCUAGAGGCAGACAAAUUUCUCCUAUAGUCAAGUCUGCAGUUACAGCCCUCCCCUUUUCCCCAGACCCACUAACACCUCGUCAGGCCCAGAGGAACGAGCACAGUGAUGGAUUUCGUCUGCUGUUUGUGUACUGAAACACUUGUGCUGUAUAAUAUGUUUUUGAUGAAAAUAUGCUGAUAAAUGAUCUCAGUCUGUCUCUCCCACAGACAAAUCUAUAUAUAUAGGAAAACAUAAUGAGUAUAACAAAAACAUUCAUGUUUAUUGAUGACUUGCUUCAUUUAAAAAGUCAGUCUGAAACCCAGACAGAUGGUCUUGUUGUUGUGAAGCUAAUCUGUAUGGUUCUUCCAUACCUGUAUUAAUAAUAAUAAUAAUAAUAAAUGAUAGACUUGUACUGAAUUGUUAAUGCAUAGUCAGAUGUUUCAGUUCUUAUGCCUAGCCUCCAAUACAAGUUUUGUAUCAACACUGUUUGUAAGAAAUAAACAAUAUGAAAGGAAAUUCUAAAUAAAAGCUUGUUUAUACUGUGGUAUUAGA